Dufourea novaeangliae is the source of this 1246-nucleotide messenger RNA. RefSeq names its product peroxisomal membrane protein PEX14 (gene Pex14). Gene Ontology annotation, molecular function: signaling receptor binding. Bases 177 to 962 code for a protein of 261 amino acids. The record is from RefSeq and is a predicted model, not a curated record. The transcript is spliced from 4 exons. NCBI's taxonomy places the organism in Eukaryota, Metazoa, Arthropoda, Insecta, Hymenoptera, Halictidae. Gene Ontology annotation, biological process: protein import into peroxisome matrix, docking. Gene Ontology annotation, cellular component: peroxisomal importomer complex; peroxisomal membrane.
AAUACACCUAUUCUCUUCUUUCAAGAUAGUAUAUCAAACAUUUUAUAUCAACGCGUGCGCAUUACAAUACUUUUGGAUGGUUGUGUAUCUUAGAAUUGUAAAAUGUGAUAUGCACUUUAAAAUAUUGAACAUCGCAUAGUUAUGAAAUUUUAAUAUAAGUGGAAACGUUUAUAAUUAUGGCCACGACUGACCAAGAUGCAAAUAACAAUAACCUUCCUUUACGUGAAAAUUUAGUAAAAACUGCUGUGGAAUUUUUACAAAACCCUAAGGUAGCAAGUAGUCCUGUAGGGCGUAGACAGGAAUUUCUUAGAAGGAAGGGUUUGACAGAGGAGGAAAUUAAAAUUGCUUUCAAAUUAGCUUCCAUUGACUUAACUGCUGAUCAUAAUGUUAUUCAUAAACCAAAAGAUUAUACUGUGGUUCCUAUACCACCAGGUCAAGUCUAUCCAUAUUUUCAAGCACAUCCAUACCAAAUAACUUUAUACCAUAAAAUUAAAGAAUUUUUUAAUGCUACUGCUCUUAUUGGAGCUACAAUAUAUUGUGUUUAUUGGUUCUACAAGAAAUUUAUUGAACCAUUCUUAUUUGGUCGAAAAAAGAAAGAUACCAUAAAGGAUUCAGUUUCUGAAUUAGAUAAGACUAUUCAAAAUUCUAUGAAAGAAGUAAAACAGUCCAUUUCAAAGGUUGAGGAUGAUGUACAAAAACUCACACAAAAUCAGUUUCUUGACCCAAUGGUACCUCAAUUAGUACAAGAACUGAAACAAGAUUUAUCUAGUCUUAAGACCUUACUGUUAUCAAGAAAACAAUUUCCAAGUGCACCAGCAUCUAUACCGUCAUGGCAAUUAGAUGCUGCAGGUACAAAUCCGGAAAAACCAACUGAACGAGAAGAUGAUGCUGGAAGUGGUAGUAGUACUAAUAAUUCAGAUAGUUCUCUGGAAAUGAUUCGUGAGGAUCCACCCAAGGAGUAAUCUUACAAUAUUUUAUAAACUGUCACUUCCAUCACAAGAGUCUUCGAUAUGCAGGAUAUUCUAUGACGUAUAUCCAGAAAUAAUGGAAACUGAUCAUGUGUAAUAUAUAUUUCUGAAUCAAUUGUUGCUGAUAUUGCAUUCAAUUUACCCAAUUAAAUGUUAUUUCAUCUAUUUCCAACGAAGACGAAUUUGUAUUUUAUUAUUUCUACAAUGGGUAUGUUAAGGCUGCUAUGACACAAAGGGAUACAUGUAAUACACCUUUUUUUUUAAAUAAUAAUAAUAAU